Molecule: messenger RNA, 507 nt
Organism: Etheostoma cragini (Arkansas darter)
Lineage: Eukaryota; Metazoa; Chordata; Actinopteri; Perciformes; Percidae
Product: transcriptional regulator Myc-A-like
Exons: 2
Coding region: 184-507 (107 amino acids)
Source: RefSeq, a predicted model, not a curated record
UGUGUGUCUGUCUGUGUGUAUAAAUAAUUAGUGAGUGCUGGGCUGAGCAGAUGAAUUAUUGAUGAAGUUUCUGAGCGAGACGAAGACGACGAGGACGGAGAGGAUGGAGUGAGAGAGGAAGAGAGGAAGAGAGGAAGAGGAGGAUAAAGACAGAAGAUGUGAAGUGAAAAAUAUCAGGGGAAAAUGUCGGACGACAGAAAAGAAGAAGAAGAGGAAGAAGAAGAAGAAGAGGAAGAAGAAGAAGAAGAAGAGGAAGAAGAAGAAGAAGAGGAGGAAGAGACGAGCAAGCCCCUCCCGACGCCGCCCCUCUCUGUUACCAUGGAGACUGUGAUGUCGCCACGGAGACAGGACCUGGUGUGCAUCGUGUGUUUUGGGAGCUAUGACCUGGCGGCGCGGUUGCCGCGGCGACUGCACUGCGGCCACGCCUUCUGCCAGGCGUGUCUGAAGAGACUCGACACCGUCAUCAACGAGCAGGUGAGCAUGACAUCAUCACCGUCAGGGCCGUGA